Vollenhovia emeryi is the source of this 1335-nucleotide messenger RNA. RefSeq lists its product as uncharacterized. Bases 832 to 1290 code for a protein of 152 amino acids. The record is from RefSeq and is a predicted model, not a curated record. The transcript has 4 exons. Lineage: Eukaryota; Metazoa; Arthropoda; Insecta; Hymenoptera; Formicidae.
UCUUUGGUGCUUUUGAUUUUCUUACUGAACUGUGUACCUGCUUAUUUUUCUUCAACUACAGAACAUUAUACUGCACUGUGUUGUUGUUUACACUCUAUAAAAACGUUGAUCUCGAGAAUAUUAAAAAUAUUAACGUGAAAUUAAGCUGGAUGUAUCUUUCUAGGCUUUAUAUUUCACACCUUACUUCUAUAAGGAUGGAAUAAAGACUCUUAUGAAAGAGGCUUUAGUGUCUGCAUAUUAUGCACUCCGCAGAGAAGUGAGAGAAGGCUAGAAAGAAACACUUGCGGAGAAAAUUGAUGAGAAGAACGAUGAACUUUUGCCUGAUGAUAUCAGCAGUGCAUAUGCAUGGUUGAAAAGUCAUCUGGAACCGUGGUGUGAGGUUGUUAACAAAUGGUUGUUUACUGCUAACCAUAGAUUAGCUAAAUAUAGAGCGGACGAUGAAACUGUGCAAACCUACACUGAGAAUUUUAGAAUAUUGAGACAACUUUUAAGGUAUACCUUAGUAACUUUUACACUGUGAAUUAUUUUUAUGGGAACUUAAUUUUUAACAGGCUAUAGGCUAUAUAAGGCUCAUGUUAUUGCAGUGUUCAUGCAGUAUUGAUAGUACAGUAAAAUUUUAUUGUUUUCUGUCCUUUCAGUUUGAGAAAGACUUUGAUUUUCUUUAUCCUGGAACGCAGGACUUAAGUAGCAAUCCAAAAUUGAAAUUUUUUCUUCAAGCUGCUUAUUAUGAAUUUUUAAAAAUGAAGCCAAGGCCCAAGGAACUUAUAGAUGUUCUUGAGAAACUAAAAUCAAGAAGCUAACGGAGAAAGUUUGAAUCCACUGUACAUACUUAUGAAUUUGUGCUAUCUUGCUCCUAUUCAAACUGUUCUGAAAAAGAAAGCUAACGCUCCAGGUUGGAGACCCAGUCGACAGGAAAUUCAGGACGGUUUUAUAACACUUAUUCCUGAUGUCUCCAAACUAGAAGAAACAAUAAAUAGCCGGAACACCAAAUUCCAGGAACGUAAAAUAAUUAGACAACCCUUUGUCAUUAUUGUUGGGGCUGACAUUGAUUCCAUUCUUCAUUCUUAUGUAUCUGUGAAUGAUAUUCUUUACAAAUUUGAAUCUCCGCUUCGCGCACUUGAAGUAAGCUUCAAGAUUUUCUUUGUAUUGAAUGCUGACUACUCAAUUGACAGCCAUCCCCUCUGGCUGCUUUUGCAGAAGGCUGUCUACGGCAUCAAUACUAAACACGACAGAGCAGUUUCAACAAUGGCUACACAAACUCUUCUCGACCGAUUUGGUUUAACUUUGUGACUUUUUGAUAUUUGUUGUUUUAGUUUUUGUUCCUAUUUAUUUCCU